Messenger RNA from Trypanosoma conorhini, 2010 nucleotides. Its product is annotated as BRCT domain-containing protein. The transcript has a single exon. The coding region runs from base 1 to 2010 and encodes 669 amino acids. Lineage: Eukaryota; Euglenozoa; Kinetoplastea; Trypanosomatida; Trypanosomatidae. The record is from RefSeq and is a predicted model, not a curated record.
AUGGAUUCUCCUGCAAAGGGCGACAACCGCCAGGGCUUAAAAGCAAGCCAGAAGCACAUAGAAUUUCAGUUGCAGCGUGAAAAAGCAUACACUCGCGAGCUUGAAGACAGGCUUAAAACGCAACAGGCUCACAUAGCCAAGCUUGACCAGGAUAAAGCAGAGCUGAGACGUGAGCUUAUCACGCUCACUGAUGACGAAAAGAAGAAAAGUAAACUAGAGGAAAAGUGUCAUGCACUACAGAAGGAACUCGCGGAAAAGCAAGCUGCGUUGGUUGCGGAGCAAAAAAGGAUUACAUCUGUUGAGUGCGAAAAGGAGCAAAUUCGACGUGAUGCUCAUGCUUCUAUAGCAAAAUGGUGUGAAGCUGAAAAGCAAUGGAUAGCGGAGAAUGAAGCUCUUCAAAAGGAAUUUGAUGAUUCAAAAGAGAAACUUUUGAAAUUAAAAGGUGAAUCUGAAGAGCUCGUGCGCAGCCGUGAAGAGGCGUUAAAACAACUAAAGCGUGAGAAGGAGCGCUCUUCACGACUGGAGUCUGCAGCUGCUGCAACGGAGAAGAAGAUAGCUUCUUUGCACUCUCGUAUUGAAUCAUUACAGAAUGAUGUAUAUGCGCGGGAUGAAACUGUCUUCAAAUUGGAUGAGGCAGGCAGUAAAUGGCAGGAUAUUUGUCACUCAAAGGAUGACGAAAUCCGAUCCUUGGAAGUACAGAAUAAAAAGCAGUCUGACACUAUUGAGAAAAUUCAAACUACUAUUUCUACGCUGAAUCAGCGCAUUGAGGCUGCCAAGCUUCUAGGAAUAGAGGAGAAGGGACGAACUGAGAAGAUUGCUUGCGAACUGCGUGAGUGCGAAAAAGACAACAAACUGCUUGAACUAGAGUUAGAGGCAGCUCGUCGCGAUCUUGACCACGCCUCACAAAAUGCAUCUAAACAGCAAGAACUGGUGGUGGAUUUGCGAGCAAAGCUGGCCGCAUCAACUGAUCAAAUAAAGGAAAGGAACGCUGAAAUACGAAAGCAGGAGCUGAUUAUUAGUCAACUUACAGCGGACGUUAAGAAAGAAGAAAGAGAGCGAACUGAUAAUGGUUAUUUGGUGAGUUCCUUAGAGAAUCAGCUACAGACUCUUCGUACAGGAUUUGAAGAGGCGCAAUCAGUGAUAAACUCGCUGCAGGAAGAAAAGGCUUUGAUUGAAGUUGAAUUGCAACAGACGAAGGCAUCGCAUGAAGCAAAAGAUGAAGCAGUUGUACUCAUGAAAGCCGAACUUGAGGAUAAGCUUGAGGGUUUUCUUGCGGAUAUCAAGAACCUUGAGUAUGAAGUGAGUGCACGACAGCAAGUGAUUAAUAACAUAACAAAGCAGUUGGGUGAUGCGAAUAUGAAGAAUGAAGAACUUCAUGGGAAGGUUCUACAAGACACUGAGGUGUUAGCUCAGUUUCGCAUUACAAUUGAGGAGUUGCAGAGGGAAAAGCGGAAGGGUUGUUUCGAACAGCUUCUUCAAGAGGAAACCAUCUUCAGGUCCAAGCUGUGUGAAGAAUGCUUUGAAGAUAUGUCUGAUAUCCUUUUAUGGCAAACUGGAGAGAUUGUUACCUUAUUGAGACAAUGUUUUGGUGAGAUUUGUCGCUUAGACAGCGAUACGCGGAAAUUGGAUGCCGAAAAGCUUGCCGCAUUGCACAAAAUAGAUACAAUGAAGUUGAGUCUGGAAGAAGAGAUCCGGGGACUGAGAGAGCGUGAAGCAAAACAGUCUCAUGAAGUUGAAACAAGAAAUGUAGAGUUGGCGGCACUUCAAAAACAAAUCAGGGAGUAUGAGGAAAAUAUAACUUUGUUGAAGAGUGAGCUUGAGGAGCUGCGCAUGCGAGGUGAAGAAUUUCAAAGGGCUGACAAAGUCUUAUCCGAUAAGCUUUUUGCUGCGGAACAACGUCUACAAGAAAUGUCAAUUUCUACAGAGAAGCAGUUAUAUGUGUCAGAGUGUGCUACAAGGUGGCUUGGAGACACUGUGGGGUCACUGAUGUUUUUUUUGACUACUACGUAA